Messenger RNA from Sabethes cyaneus, 1530 nucleotides. RefSeq names its product zinc finger protein 836-like. Bases 1 to 1530 code for a protein of 509 amino acids. NCBI's taxonomy places the organism in Eukaryota, Metazoa, Arthropoda, Insecta, Diptera, Culicidae. Gene Ontology annotation, molecular function: DNA-binding transcription factor activity, RNA polymerase II-specific; RNA polymerase II transcription regulatory region sequence-specific DNA binding. The record is from RefSeq and is a predicted model, not a curated record. Gene Ontology annotation, cellular component: nucleus. The transcript has 2 exons. Gene Ontology annotation, biological process: regulation of transcription by RNA polymerase II.
AUGGUCGCGGUGUCGCUUCUCUUCUGUUCUAGCAACUCACACGCUGAUCCUCCUGGUGGCAGUCGGCCGAAACACAUUUGCGAUAUCUGCGGUAAGGAAUAUAAGGACAAAUACAUUCUUGCGGCGCAUAGGAAUAUUCACACCACAACGCGAUUUUUCGAGUGUGACAUAUGUGGUAUAAUGUGUAAGACUGCCAAUAUACUACGGCAGCAUAAAAUUUCCAUACAUACGUCGGAAAAAAAAUUCGCUUGUGACGUAUGCGGUAAAGCUUUCCACACGAACAGUCAGCUAACGCGGCACAUGCUACUGCACAGCUCGGAACGCCCGCACCGAUGCCCGGUUUGUGGAGAACAUUUUCAAGUUCGAUGUAAGCUGACGCGGCAUAUGAAGAAUCAUCACAGCGUUCCGUUCGAAUGCGACCUCUGCAAGGCAUCCUUUAAGUCACGCAGUGGCCUGCAGGGUCAUCGGGACAAAAAACACACAUCCGGUAAUCGAAAAUACCCCGGCCGGAAAUACGCUUGUGAUAUCUGUGACCGAAAAUGCACCAGCAGAGAUAUUCUCAUCUGUCAUUUGAGAACACACACCGGAGAGCGACCGUUCGGGUGUGACCUAUGUCACAAAACUUUCAUCAGACGCGCACAACUUAAUUAUCAUAGAAUCAAAACGCACACACAGGAAAAGAAUUUCAAAUGUCCAGAAUGUGGUAAAAAUUUUCACUUGAAAGCACAAUUAACACAUCAUCUGAAAACACAUAACCCGUAUCGCGAAUUCAAGUGUCUGAUAUGCGGAAAAGUCUAUAAAAAUAGAUGUACGCUCGUUGAUCAUAUGCAUCGCCACACCGGUGAGGGAGAAUGCAGCUGCGACAUCUGUGGUGCAUCGUUCGAAUCACGUGCUAGUUUACUUCAGCACAAGAAAAUCCACACAUCCACACCCGUUGACCCAAAACCUUUCAAAUGUGAUCAAUGUAGUUCUGCAUUUAUGCACAAGGGUAGUCUCAGUUAUCACAAAAAGAAACGCUGUCCAGCAAGUUCCCAAAUGCACCAAACUGACGAAUUCAAAUGUGACGUAUGCAGUAAAACUUUCAUGUCAAAUUAUGCACGGAAGGUUCACCGUAUUUCAAAACAUACGACCGAGAAGAACUUCAAAUGCGACAUUUGCGGCAAACAGUACCACAUGUUAGGGCAAUUGGAGAGACACCUGAAAUUGCACAGCUCGGAGCGGUCGCAUAAAUGCAAUUUUUGCGAAGAGGAAUUCCCCACCAAUAAUAGGCGUAUGAAACAUAUGAGCAGCGUUCAUUGCGAUGAACGGUGGCAUAAAUGCGACAUGUGCAGUCUGUCGUUUAGAACCAUCCCUGGAAUGAAUCUUCACAGGAGAAAACAUCUACAGAUGGAGGACAGUUUGAAGCAGGACGCCGAACAGCGAGAGAGCAGCACACAGGUUGACGCACCUAUCUUAGAUGCAAACUGUGCUGAAGUAGUUGGUCCAAGUAAGGGAAAACCUCAUUCAGACAGUGAACUCGUUGAUUCCUAG